Messenger RNA from Rhinolophus ferrumequinum (greater horseshoe bat), 2082 nucleotides. RefSeq names its product LTV1 ribosome biogenesis factor (gene LTV1). Gene Ontology annotation, biological process: ribosomal small subunit biogenesis; ribosomal small subunit export from nucleus. Gene Ontology annotation, cellular component: preribosome, small subunit precursor; nucleus; cytosol. NCBI's taxonomy places the organism in Eukaryota, Metazoa, Chordata, Mammalia, Chiroptera, Rhinolophidae. The record is from RefSeq and is a predicted model, not a curated record. The coding region runs from base 702 to 1601 and encodes 299 amino acids. The transcript has 11 exons.
CCCUUUACCCAUUUGCACAUCACUGUGUUUUGUUUUAUUUCCUUUACCUGAAACCACUUUUCUUGAUUUUCUUGAGAAGAAUAGGGACUUGUCUGACUUCCCUAUGGCUGUAUCCCCAGCACCCAUAACCGGGUCUACCUACACAGUGGGUGCCAACAAAUGUUAGUUGGAGGAAGCCUCACAGGAAGAAAAAGCCCUUUAUAGAAAAGAAGAAAGCUGUGUCUUUUCACCUGGUCCAUCGGAGCCAACGCGAUCCUUUAGCAGCAGAUGAGACUGCACCCCAGAGAGUUCUGUUGCCUACGCAGAAAAUAAAUGAUGAAGAAAGACGAGCAGAACAGAGGAAGUAUGGGGUGUUCUUUGAUGACGACUAUGACUACCUGCAGCACCUGAAGGAACCAUCUGGGCCUUCGGAGCUUAUUCCCACCAGUACCUUCAGUGUACCCAACAGGAAAGAUGAAAACGAAGAAACUUCAGUAAUUUUAACGACAGGAAUUAAGUUGCCUUCAUCAGUGUUUGCAUCAGAGUUUGAGGAAGAUGUUGGAUUAUUAAAUAAAGCAGCUCCUGUUUCAGGCCCUCGGCUGGAUUUUGAUCCUGACAUUGUUGCAGCUCUUGAUGAUGAUUUUGACUUUGAUAAUCCAGAUAAUCUGCUUGAAGAUGAUUUUAUCCUUCAGGCCAAUAAGCCCAGAGAAGAGGAAGGGGGAAUGGACAUACGGACAUCUGAGGCUGAAGAUGGCAGUGAGUGGGACGACGUGGCUGAUGAGAAGGAAGGAGGUAGUGACGAUUACUAUGGCUCUGCAGGCUCAUUAUCAGAUGAGGACGUGUCGGCCUCUGGAAAGUCUCUUGGGGUUCUAGGACAUCACUUGUUCUGGGAAGAGGAAACGAAAAGUCGCUUUACUGAGUAUUCUAUGACCUCCUCAGUCAUGAGGAGAAAUGAGCAGCUGACCCUGCAUGAUGAGAGAUUUGAGAAGUUUUAUGAACAGUAUGAUGAUGAUGAAAUUGGAGCUCUGGAUAAUGCUGAAUUGGAAGGUUCCAUUCAAGUAGACAGCAAUCGCUUAGAGGAAGUUUUAAAUGACUACUAUAAAGAGAAGGCAGAGAAUUGUGUAAAACUGAAUACUCUUGAACCCUUGGAGGACCAGGACAUGCCAGUGAAGGAACUUGAUGGGUCUGAGGAAGAAGAGAUUGUUACUGUAGUUCUUGAAGAAGUCAAAGAGAAGUGGGAUUGUGAAUCCAUUUGUAGCACAUACUCAAAUUUAUAUAACCAUCCACAACUUAUCAAGUAUCAAGCAAAGCCCAGACAAAUCCGAAUAUCUUCUAAAACAGGAAUACCUCUCGAUGUCUUACCUAAGAAAGGAUUCACAGCAAAGCAAGCUGAACGAAUGCAGAUGAUUAAUGACAGUGAUCUCCCCAAGGUGUCAACCCAGCCACGCUCCAAAACUGAAAGCAAAGAUGAUAAAAGAGCAAGAAAGCAAGCUAUAAAAGAAGAGCGCAGGGAGCGGAGGGUAGAGAAGAAAGCUAACAAAUUAGCCUUCAAACUGGAAAAAAGAAGGCAGGAAAAGGAACUGCUGAACUUGAAGAAGAAUGUUGAAGGGCUAAAGCUAUGAUAGUGGAACAUUUAGGGAAAGGCACGUUCCUGUGAGGAGCCCCUCCUUCUGCUCAAGAGCGAACGAGGAGCUUCAAAGAGACAACACUGACCUGCCAUUGGUAUUGGCAGGUACUAAAGGAAAACAGUACAAUGUUUGUAUUUAUACUGGCAAGUUUGUAAAUAUUGUAAUAUUUUUAAAUUUAAUAUGAUAAGCUUAGAUUUGCUCUGAAGUAAAUGACUUCAUGAAUGUGAAAUGUUCGAGUACAUUAAAGGUAAAUGUCUUCAUAACUUAAAUGGAAUUAGUGUGUUCUUCAUUUAUUUUUCUGUGGUUGUCCCAGUUGUCUUUUGCAGAUGUGCUCAAAUAUUCUUUGAAACCUCGCCACUCCUUUUCUGGAGUUAAGUGGUUUAAUUGGCUGUAUAUAGAAAAGUGGCCCAGUUAAGUUUAAUUUUGAAAUGCUGAGUGGUAAGAGUUUUUCUGAGAAGGUUCCACUGGUAGGAAA